Rhagoletis pomonella (apple maggot) is the source of this 4099-nucleotide messenger RNA. It is a transcript of the gene Dap160, whose product is annotated as intersectin-1. Gene Ontology annotation, cellular component: clathrin-coated pit; plasma membrane; cytoplasm. The record is from RefSeq and is a predicted model, not a curated record. Lineage: Eukaryota; Metazoa; Arthropoda; Insecta; Diptera; Tephritidae. Gene Ontology annotation, molecular function: molecular adaptor activity; protein binding; calcium ion binding. Gene Ontology annotation, biological process: endosomal transport; clathrin-dependent synaptic vesicle endocytosis.
AUUGAAUUCGAUUCGUAUUUGGCGAAAGUAGCAGAAAAGUAGCACAAAUAGUAUAAAAAGAAAAUCUAAGUGCUUUCGCAAUGAAUCCCGCAACUGAUCCGUGGGUUAUUACCCAAAGAGAAAAGUUGAAGUAUCAGGAACUAUUCAAAGCUCUACAGCCACAGGCUGGAUUCGUUACUGGGGCACAAGCAAAAGGGUUCUUUUUGCAAUCGCAAUUGCCUCCGCUUGUUCUGGGACAAAUAUGGGCAUUAGCGGACACCGACUCUGAUGGCAAAAUGAAUAUCAAUGAGUUUAGCAUAGCGUGCAAAUUGAUUAAUUUGAAGCUGCGCGGCUUGGAAGUACCAAAAGUUUUACCACCCACUUUACUUGCGUCUCUAACAGCUGUCGGCGGUACGCCAAUUUUGACACCCACUGGCACGGGCAGUUUGAGUCCGUUGGAUCCACUAAAAUCAAUGGCUACAGGUGUUAAUCCACCUGCUGUUUCUGGUGUCGUUCCUAGCAUUCCGAUAUCAGGAGCAACAUUGCCAGGGGCUGUGCCUGCUGUACCAGGCAUUGUGCCAGGUACUCUACCUGGCGUGCUACCACAAGCUUUACCAGCUACAAUGACUGCAGGCGUGCCUCCUGGUAUUCCUCCGACAGGUAUUCAAGCUGCUCCUAUUCCAGUUACAGCUGUCGGCGCUGCCGGAAUGGUUUUACCUGGCGGCGUAAUGCAGCCUGGCGUGAUGCCUGUAGGCGCAACUGGCGUGCCCGGAAUGACAGCCAUAGCUGGAGUAGGACCUAUCGCAGGUGUUGGAGUGCCUGGAAUGAUGCCAGGCAUGGUGCCCCCUGUUCCUGGUGGCGUACCCAUACCUGGUAUGGUACCAAUGCCAGUUGUUGCAACUAGCGGUGCAGUUCCGCCAAAUAUGAUCCCUGGUAUAACAGCUGUAUCAAGUGGUAUAUUACCGCCACCAAGCAAAGUUGUUUCACCACCAAAUAGUGGUGAGGUAACCAAGGUCCCGGCCUUACCAACACCACCACAAAGCAACCCACCCAGUCGCCAUAUGUCAAUUUCAGAACGCGCACCAUCAAUUGAAUCGCCUCAGAGUGAGUGGGCUAUUAAGGGACCAGCCAAGCGAAAGUACACACAAGUCUUCAAUGCUACGGAUCGCACCCGUUCUGGCUAUUUGACUGGCGCGCAAGCACGCAGCAUUCUCGUACAAAGCAAGUUGCCUCAAGCUACACUGGCACAGAUUUGGACACUUUCUGACUUGGACUCGGAUGGGCGUCUAAGUUGUGAUGAGUUUAUUUUGGCUAUGUUCCUUUGCGAUAAGGCCAUGAAUGGGGAAAAGGUACCCGUUACCUUGCCACUCGAUUGGAUACCACCUAGUUUUCGGAAGAGUAAAUCACGUCAAGGAUCUGUAUCAGGAGUGGGCUCACGUCCCGGAUCUACAACAACAUCGCGACAUGCUUCUGUGUCGUCACAAGGAGCUGUGGACGCUGAUCCGACAGCAGGCCUUCCGCAAACAACGUUUGAAGACAAACGUAAAGAGAACUUUGAUAAAGGCCAAGCGGAGUUGGAUCGCAGGCGUAAAUUACUUCAAGAUCAACAACGCAAAGAGAAAGAGGAACGUGAACGUAAAGAACGUGAGGAGGCAGAGAAGCGUGAGAAAGCACGGCUUGAAGCCGAAAGAAAGCAACAAGAAGAGUUAGAGAGGCAGCUACAAAAGCAACGCGAACAGGAAAUGGAAAAAGAAGAACAACGAAAACGAGAGUUAGAAGCUAAAGAGGCAGCCAGAAAGGAGUUAGAAAAGCAGCGCCAAAUGGAGUGGGAGCAAGCACGCAUAGCCGAGAUGAAUGCUCAAAAGCAACGCGAACAGGAACGUGUACUAAAGCAGAAAGCGCACAAUACACAACUCAAUGUAGAGUUGAGCACUCUUAAUGAAAAGAUCAAAGAUUUGUCCCAAAAGAUUUGCGAUACACGUGCUGGUGUAACAAAUGUUAAAACUAUAAUUGAUGGCAUGCGCUCACAAAGGGAUACUUCAAUGUCUGAAAUGGCACAGCUUAAGGCGCGUAUCAAGGAGCAAAAUGCGAAGUUACUGCAACUUACACAAGAGCGAGGUAAAUGGGACGCGAAGAGUAAGAGCACAGCUUUGGGGGGCGGCACAGAUGCAGCUCAACAAGAGCAAUUGACUGCUGCUUUUGCCAAUAAACAAUUGGUAAUAAAGCAGGUUAGAGACAAAGUCGAAAACAUCCGUAAUGAAAUCGAAUCCAAAAAAGAAGAUAUCAAUUCAAACGAUCUACAAGUUGCCGAAGUCAAAGGCGAACUAUCGGCGCUGAUAACGAAAUGUGAAGAACUCUAUGCUGACUACGAUACGCAACGUACACAAGUGCUUGAAUUGAAAUACAACAAAAAGAAUGACAACGUAUCGGCAGCGACUUCCGCCUGGGAUACAGGCUCCACUGCCUGGGGCACCAGUGUUGAUCAAUAUGCUCUCUCUAAUGAUACAAGUGCAAUGGCAGAUACAACAGCAACAACGGCUGCACCUGUUGACAUGUCCGGUCCAGCACCUGAAGGGUUUGUCAAAUAUCGUGCUGUGUACGAGUUUACAGCACGCAAUCAAGAUGAGAUUACAUUCGUGCCUGGUGAUAUUAUUCUGGUACCACUGGAACAAAAUGCUGAGCCGGGUUGGUUGGCGGGCGAAAUAAAUGGACACACUGGCUGGUUCCCAGAAACGUAUGUGGAGAAAAUCGAAGAUGAAUAUGCGUCUGUUACAACGUCGCCAGCCAUUGCGGCGGGAGCGGAUACUGAUGCGCAAAUAAGCGGUUAUGCGGCACAAGACGUCUUCAAUGAAAAUAGUCAGAGCCUUGCAGCCGAUGCACACAACGGUGAAGUGGAAUAUUAUAUCGCUGCGUACCCCUACGAAUCUGCUGAAGUAGGUGAUUUAAGCUUCAAUGCUGGUGAAAUGGUUAUGGUAAUUAAGAAAGAAGGCGAUUGGUGGACAGGAACAAUUGGAACACGAACCGGUAUGUUCCCGUCCAACUAUGUGCAGAAGGCGGAUGUAGGCGCAGCAGUGGCUGAGGCAGCAGCUGAUAUCGCCAGCGACUUUGAUGAUCAGAAGGGAAAUGGCAACGCUGAUAUAGCCGCCGCUAGUAGCGUCAUAACAGCCACUUCACCACACGAUCAAAUGACAAGCCAUGACACAACUGCAACAACAGCAAUACAUCAACAACUACAACAAAAAAUUAGUAGCGAUUUUAGUGCAGAAGCGGCUAUUGAUCAUAGUACUGCAGCAGCUGCAUCUGCCGAGGAAACGCGUACAAAUGAAGACUUGGACACGGAAGUUUCACAAAUCAAUACACAAUCAAAGAAUCAAAAUGAAUCUGCGGAAUCGUAUAGUCGCCCAAUGUCACGCACCUCUUCCAUGACGCCUGGUAUGCGCGCCAAACGCUCAGAAAUUGCACAAGUAAUAGCGCCAUAUGAAGCCACCAGUCCUGAACAGCUUUCACUGACCCGCGGCCAAUUGAUAAUGAUACGAAAGAAGACCGAUUCUGGUUGGUGGGAGGGUGAACUGCAAGCUAAAGGCCGUCGUCGCCAAAUCGGUUGGUUCCCAGCCACAUAUGUGAAGGUGUUGCAAGGCGGACGCAAUAGUGGACGCAAUACACCCGUCUCGGGCAGUCGCAUCGAAAUGACGGAACAAAUUUUAGACAAAGUCAUUGCUUUGUAUCCAUAUAAAGCACAAAACGAUGAUGAACUCUCUUUUGAAAAAGAUGAUAUUAUUAGCGUACUGGGACGUGAUGAACCCGAAUGGUGGCGAGGCGAACUAAAUGGCUUAUCCGGUUUAUUCCCUAGCAAUUAUGUUGGUCCAUUUGUGACGUCCGGUAAGAAGGCGAGCAAUGGCAAAUAGCACAAGUUAUUAUUCUACAUAUAAUGCGCACAAGAAUGAAUUACUAUACAUAUUUGUUAUUAUGUUUAAUAAUUUAAUUUUUAGGUUAAAUAUUCUAAAACAAUUUUAUUUUGUAUACAUAUACAUACAUCGUUUUUUUUUAUUGUUUACUCUGGUUUUUAUUCUCGCUCUCUUCGUAACCAUAACAGUGGUGUAUUAUUGAAAUAAUCAAAAAA